Molecule: messenger RNA, 2977 nt
Organism: Serpula lacrymans var. lacrymans S7.9
Lineage: Eukaryota; Fungi; Basidiomycota; Agaricomycetes; Boletales; Serpulaceae
Exons: 10
Coding region: 114-2897 (927 amino acids)
Biological process (GO): protein targeting to peroxisome; protein catabolic process; protein processing
Cellular component (GO): peroxisomal matrix
Molecular function (GO): ATP binding; serine-type endopeptidase activity; ATP hydrolysis activity
Source: RefSeq, a predicted model, not a curated record
UUUCUUACUUUCCGCUCUCCGCUCUCAAUACUAAUCACCGACAACGACGACAACAGUGACAACGACACGAGCACAUCGUACACAACGACGAGCUCGCAUAUAACGACGCACAGAUGCCUUCCCCCCGACUUCCCGUCCUUCCCCUUCCCCAUCCUCUCAUUCUGCUCCCUACCGCACGCCUCACCAUUCCUAUAAACCGCACUCUCGCUGAUGCUAUUCUCGCCCUCAUCGAUGAUACCGACGCCGGACAGCCCAUUCUUGCCGCUGUCCCCAUUACUACGUCCUCUGCACUCCCCUCAGAUCCUGUUCUUCCGCAAUGUGGCACCGCUGCGCGUGUCGUGCGCCUCGUUAGACCUCGUACCCUCUCAUCCCCCGGUUCACCUCGCCAACCGUAUCUACUUUCUCUUCACGGUCUUACACGCAUUCGUCUUGCCUCGCCCAUCGAGCUCGACGUAAACUCCCUCGAUUCGUUCCCAGACCAUGCGGUCGAGUACCCCUCAGCCGAUGGAAUGCCAUCAAGGGAGACUGUCGAGGCUUUCAAGGGUGCUGCGCUUAGACUCCUAGACAGACUGGCGAAAGAUUCGGUGCAGCCCCAGAGGAAAGACGACUGGCUCAAAGUCGCUAAUAUGGUCGAAGAUAUAUCUGAUCAGAGGGCCGCGUGGAUGGCAGAUGUUCUGGUAGCGGCUGUCAACGGACAGUACACUUUUCUUGCUGCUACUGACGUAGAAGACCGACUGCGUCGUGCGACAGAACUAUUCGUGAAGCAAACUUCAAUAUCCGAAGUAUCGAAGAAAAUUGCUUCCGCAGUGGACGAAUCCCUCUCAAGGCAACAGAAAGAAUACUUCUUGCGCCAGCAACUUGCUGCCAUCCAGCGCGAAUUACACACCCUCGUUUCGUCGUCAGGCGCGCAAAGUGGACCACCGUCUGAACUGGACGACGACGAGCAGCAUGAUGCAGACGAUAUGGCUGACCUUAAGCGCAAAAUUGAAGCAAUGGAGCCAGGUUCGGAGGAAAGAAAAGUCGGUGUAAGGGAAUGGCGGAGGCUAAAGCGUAUCCCGCAAGGCAGUGUAGAGAACGGCGUUAUAAGAACUUAUUUGGAAUGGCUAACCUCUAUACCUUGGCCAUCGAGUUCUGCUCAACCUUCAACAGGUUUCGAGAUUCUCAAAGAUCCUGGCUUCUUGAAUAAAGCUCGGCAACAAUUGGAUGCAGACCACUACGGGCUAGACCAAAUUAAACGGCGGUUAAUUGAAUAUCUUGCAGUAGUGAGACUAAAGCACAUGAGUAUAGCAGCAGAAAUGGAGAGGGAGCAGCUUCGGGACGUGCAGAUCCGAGAAAGGCGGCAGGAAGGUGGGGAUGGGAAAGCUUCCGGCGAUGUUGUACCAGAGAAGAGCGUUGCCCUCGUGCCCGCGAUAACUGUGCAGGGGCACGUGCCAACGCCCAUGCCCAUACCAGCCAAACCCCGACCUGCCGUGAAGAGUGUUAAAGGGCCUAUACUUUUAUUCGUUGGGCCCCCUGGGACGGGCAAAACGUCUUUGGGUCAAUCAAUUGCAAAAGCCUUGAACCGACCCUUCCAGCGCAUAUCUCUCGGUGGUGUUCGCGACGAGGCCGAAAUUCGUGGACACAGGCGGACAUACGUGGCCAGUGGCCCGGGAAUGAUUGUUUCAGCGCUGAGGAAAGCGGGAAGACCAGACAUGGUCAUGUUGCUCGAUGAAAUCGACAAAGUUGGACACAAUAAUUUCCACGGGGAUCCUGCUGCCGCUUUGCUUGAAGUCCUGGAUCCAGAGCAAAACCAUACAUUCAAUGAUCAUUAUCUCAACGUCCCAAUAGACCUGAGCCAGGUUUUAUUUAUCUGCACAUCCAAUACUUUGGAGACAAUAUCUGCACCAUUAUUAGAUCGUUGCGAGGUCGUGGAAUUAUCUGGUUACACCUAUGAUGAGAAGAUGCACAUUGCGCGUCGAUUCCUUCUCCCGAAGCAACUACAAGCCAAUGGUCUUUCUACCUCCCACCUAAAGCUGACCGAGUCUGCACUAUUGCACAUCGCCACACAAUACACGCGUGAAGCAGGUGUGCGGAGUCUCGAGCGUGCCAUCGGUGCCGUCGUGAGAUUCAAGGCGGUUGAGUGGGCGGAACACCUCGACGCUUUGGCUGAGGAAGAGGCUUCGACUAACCAAGAAAAAGCAGUCGUGGGGAAGACGUGGCGAGGGAUUGUGGAAGAACACGAACUCGAGAAAAUCCUCGGGAUCUCUCGUUGGGAUGGAGAAGAAAGGGAGCGGGAAGAAAAGCGCGGAGUGGUGUAUGGUCUUGUCGUCACCGGCAUGGGCGAGGGUGGCAUACUUCCCGUGGAGAGCACAGCAGUACCCGGAGCUGGCCGACUGAAGUUGACUGGGAGCUUGGGAGACGUGAUCAAGGAGAGCGGAGAGAUUGCGUUGAGCUGGGUGAAAACGCAUGCAUUUGAGCUGGGAAUCACCACGAGUAGGGGCCAGGAUCCGCUAAAGGUUCCUGAGCCAAUCGAUAUACAUCUGCAUCUACCAGCUGGUGCACAGAAGAAGGAUGGACCGAGUGCCGGGAUUGCAAUGACGUGUGCCUUUGUUUCGUUGCUCACGGGGGCCUGCGUUCAGAAAGAUGUUGCGAUGACUGGCGAGAUCACUCUCCGCGGUCGAGUCACACCUGUGGGCGGAAUCCGCAUGAAGGUCCUCGGCGCGCACCGCGCUCAAAUACGCAAGGUCAUCCUCCCUUGGGCAAACCGCAAGGAUGUCGAACACGAUGUCGCACCCGAGAUCCGGAGCGAGAUGCAGUUCGUCUUUGUCAGAACCGUCAACGAGGCACUCGAAGCAGCCUUUGGACAAGGCACACUGGGCUGGAGACGGAACUCGUUAUUACUGGAGAGUAGACUAUGAUAUGUUUCCCCUUUGUGAACUUAAGUUAUUGUCGUGGAUUACUCAGUGUAUAUACAAGCGCAUUAUUUUAUAGUGUUGUG